AUGGAUGAAAUAAUUGAAGACGAUGAUCCAAUGUAUGAUCGAAAGGGAACGAAUACGGCAAUGAGAAAGUGUAGAAAGCAACGGAGUAAUGAUGACGUUAAGAGCGAGAAUGGAGAAAGUUGA
Messenger RNA from Paraglomus occultum, 123 nucleotides. NCBI's taxonomy places the organism in Eukaryota, Fungi, Glomeromycota, Glomeromycetes, Paraglomerales, Paraglomeraceae. The record is from the annotation of a GenBank genome assembly.